This is a messenger RNA of Fusarium poae, 975 nucleotides long. RefSeq lists its product as uncharacterized. Lineage: Eukaryota; Fungi; Ascomycota; Sordariomycetes; Hypocreales; Nectriaceae. The coding region runs from base 1 to 975 and encodes 324 amino acids. The record is from RefSeq and is a predicted model, not a curated record. The transcript has 3 exons.
AUGGAAUACGACAUCCCCAGCCUGGAUUGUGAUAUUCCAGAGCACGAUGCCAAAGAAAAGCCAAUUGGCGAGAAGCCUGCAGAAGAUACACCGGAAAGGUUAGACUGGGAGCUAUUGGUACCAGCAGACGCGCCCGCAGAAGCUUCGGCUUAUGAUCCAGAAGAAGAAGCUCCUGUAGAAGCAGCGCCUGCCGAAGAGGCGCCUACAGAAGAAGCGCCUGCUGCAUACGACGGCUCACCGGAAGAGGAACUACCCACUGCAGAAGCAUGUCCGGUGGAAGUGUACAAUGAAGAUGCACCGGCUGAGGCAAAACCCACAGAAGUAGAGGAAACAUGCGAAGAUGAUUACGUACCGAAAGAGCAGGACGCAACAUACCUACCUUUCAGUAGUCAACACAAGUUGAUAACCUUUCUACAGGAGGUCCUUGAGGGAGCAUGUUUUGCUUAUGGACGGAGAGAGCUGUCGAAAUUAUUAAACGAGCGUGGCUGGAAUUGCGUCGAAGCAGUACCGCUCCGUAUCUGGAUGGACCAACUCGCUAAUAGACGACACAUCCUCGACACAAUACCCAGUGAACGUCUCUUGGAAUCGGUGGCUGGUACCCAAGACAUCGCUGUUAACCGCACGCCUAUUGAUUCGUCUAGGAUGAAGAAGUUCCUAGAGGAUGCGGCCGAGCUUACCGAUAUCUUGAAGAUGAAAGACUACGGCGACAUCAUUAGAAAGGUUCGAGUAGAUAUCAAUAAGACAACCGAAGGUUUAAGCCGUGAGGAGCAGGAGGCAAAGGACCGGCAAGAGAAGAAUCUGAAGCGAAUUGCCGAGGAACGAAAAAUACUAGAUGAGCGGGAGGCGGAUGUUCGAAAGGAGCGGGGAAAAAACAAGAGGGAGCGCCAGAUAUCGGCUGGGCUGGAGGUCAAAGGGUUGUUGGAUGAAGCAAAGAAGUCGUUUGGGAUAACAGUCUUUUUCGACGAAUUGGCAUAG